AAGAGUUCGGAUGAGCUCUUGUGGGUUGCGAGACAGCGAAGGGAUGCGUUUAACAAGUGGACGAGCUUCCUGUUGAGAUGACAGAGAUCGUGGCGGUGGAGGACAGCAGGGAGAAGGAGUUCAGCGUGUAAGAGAGGGUGAGGAUAAAGGACUGACUGAAAGGGGAGAGUCUGCCAGCUUUCACUGACUUCUCAGAGCCUCUCACUCUCUCUCUGGCAGCAUGGCCGGGAGGAUGGCAGGCGGGAGACCGAGACGGCGUCUCUAGGCGGGGAACCGGGAAGGCUUUCCCCUCUCGCCGGACAGGGUGAGGGUGAGGGCCGCGGUGGCCUGUGAAGCGACGGGCGCCGAGGUGGGGGUCGCUCCGCGUCCCCUAAGCACCCCGGCCCGGCCCGGCCCGGCCCCACCGGCCACCGCCUCGGUACCCGGCCCCCAGCUUGACAUGUGUACUGAGGAAGCUGUUUAGACUGACAGGAACCAGAACUGCUGAGAUACUGACAACAAUCAAAAUCUUGGUUUAGUUGAUCUGAACAACUGCCAAACUUCUAAUCAGUUCUCAGAAGUCGAGUUGAAAUGGCUUCACUUGACUGGUUGGUUGCAGUAACUAGUUUCAUGAUAUUUCAAAUUCUGUUCCAUUAUUUAAGUGCGAAAAUAUCAGUUUGUUUCUGCAAUGGUUACCAAAGACUGACUGACACUAAAAGGAUUGAAUGGAACUCCAGGGUAGCGUCCACAUUUCAUGCCUUGCUGGUUGGAUCUUUGUGUCUGUACCUGCUAUGGUGUGAUGAUGCCACUAAUGCAGAUCCUAUCUGGGGAGACCCUACACUAGUAAAAUUAAAUAUUGGUAUUGCCACAGGCUACCUAAUUUCUGAUCUCCUCCUUAUUUUGUGGUAUUGGAAAGCAAUUGGAGACGUUUACUUUAUAAUCCACCAUUUGACAGGGCUGUAUGCCUGCUAUUAUGUACUGGAUGAAGGAAUGCUGCCUUAUUUUGCGAACUUUCGUCUGAUUGCAGAGUUGUCAACUCCUUUUGUUAACCAGCGGUGGUUUUUUGAAGCAUUAUGUUACCCCAAAACCUCCAAAUCAAAUAUUAUUAAUGGGCUUCUGAUGGCAGUGAUAUUCUUCCUGGUGAGAAUUGCUGUCAUGCCCCCCUACUAUAAAAAAAUGAUUUCCGCAUUCGGAACAGAGGCCUUUGACAAACUUGGACUAAAAGCACAACUUACUUGGAUCAUUGCUAGUAUUUGCUUAGAUGGUAUGAAUGUAAUGUGGAUGUAUAAAAUUGGAAAAGGGUGCCACAAAGUUUUGCUUGCCUGCAAGAAGGAUAAAGCAGAGAUCCAAGAAAAUGGAAAACAGCGAUAGAGACUCCCUUUUACUGUGUCAUCUUCAUUUUUUUUUGCUAUAAGGUACUUGCAGUUGGGGUUCUGUACACAUAGCCAAAAAUGUACUGUUUCAAAGUACUGUACAUAUAUACAGGUGUCCAUUGCAUCUUAGAACUUAAACUCACUAAUGACCAUCCAGAGGUUACAGAAGCAAACUGCAUAUUUACUGAAUGAUUGAUCAUUUUUCUUUUGAACCAAAGAGUAAAUGGAGGCAUUUGAGCUACGUCCAAGUUACAACCUACUCUGCAAGAUCUGUGUAAAGGCUUGCUUUUAGGUUUGCACUGUUUAUUCUGGAAAACUUUGAUGCUCAGAAUGUUGUCAACCAAUUGUAUGCCCUUAUAGGAAUCUUUUCUUGCCAAGUUACAAUUUUUUUUUGAAACUUGCAAAUGACAGCCAACCUCCUCCAACAACACUCUUCCUCUUUGGAAACUUGCUAAAGAAUGAUUUGCAUUUACAUUGUGCCUUCAGUCUAGAGACGAAAGUCAUAAGAUGGUAUCCUCAACCUUGGAGAAUGUACUCCCUGCAGGUUAGGAGGAUCAAAUUUGUCUAUAUACAUGCAGGAAUGAAACUGCUUAGUAUUUUUAAAUCUGCAUUUCACUGUACAAUUUCAGGAAAUUUUAUCAUGAGAAGUCAAAGUUGAUCUGGUGAUCUGAAAAUUGUGCACAAGAUUGUUGGUUAUCUUAGGAAUAAUUAAUAACUGUGUGCAUUAUAAUAUAUACUAUAACACACACACACAGAAAUAUUUACAUGUUGAACCUCAAAGCUGUUAGUUCUACAUAUUCACAAAAGUUAUAACCACCAAUACGUAAUUUAAAAAAAUUAAUUUUGCCAAGUAUUUACUGGUAAUGCAGUACCAUUUGUUUCUUGUUUAGAGUAGUAUUUAGGUUGAAUAUACAUUUAGGCAAGAAUUGUAUUGUAGAUUUUAACAAAUUAAAUUUGGUUUCUUUUAGGAACAACAAAUAGGUAUUAAAACCUUUGUUUAUGGGUGCGAUAGUUGAGACUAUAUUAAGUGUACCUUGAAUUUAGCAAUAACAUCUAAUCCAGAGUCUGCUAGGACCUGUUAUUAAGCCUUUCAAUCUCACAUUUUAAUACUGACAAAGUCUCUUAAAUCAUGACCUCAACGCUCUACACACAUUGGUAUUUCUAUGUUUACAAUACAGGAUUGAUACAAAGAUUUGCUCCACUUCAAUUCUUCUCCAUUGUGGAGGCUGAUUUGAAUCUGUAUGUUUAUGAAUUCUACACAUGGUAGAGUCAUAGUUGCAUUAUUAGUUAACAUGAACAUGGAAAGUUGGUGGAACUGUUCAUACAAUAGGUGAACAGCUGAUGCCAAAAAUCCUAAUUUGUAAACAGUUAUGCCAAGCAACACCCUUUUCUACUUUGUUACAUGAACUAUUAAUUUUAUAAUUUAUUGAAAUUCAGGUGGGAAUAACCACUUUUGGCUCUUUGAGUCACACCAUCCUGCAAUCCCCAAAUUUUAAUCUGAGCCUUCUCAAGGGACAAUUUACCUGCCAAUCAGUACAUCUUUGGACUGUGGGAGGAAACCAGAGCAGCUGGAGGAAACCCAUACAGUCACGGGGAGAACGUACAAGCUCCUUACAGGCAGUGGCAGGAAUUGAGUCCAGGUUGCCUGCACCAUAAAACAUUUUUACGGAGAUUCUGUGAAGGAAGUAAGAUAAAUGACAGUGAACUGAAUUUCAAACUUCACUUUGAUUGCACAGUAACAGGUAGUGAAGCUGCUGCUCAACUCUAGUGACACAGGUGAAAUCCUGGUCUCUGAUGCUGUCCAUAUGUAGGUUUUCUCCAUCUGCUCCAUUUUCCUCCUUAUCCUCCAAAAAUAUGUGGGUUGGUUGGUUAGUUGAGCACUAGAAAUGGUCCCUUGAGUGGCAGAAUCUAUUGGGAGUUGGUGGGGAGAGCUAAAUGAAUGCUGGUAAGGGAGCUGGAUGGUGUGUUCUCAGUGGGACAAGGGGCCUAUUUCUGUCCUGUAUCUCUCUUUGCCACAUUAUUUUCAGGUUCACUCGGAUAAAAAGAAUGAGUACACUGAACCUCAAUGGGCAGCUAAGAAUGCGUUUAUCCUAAGUGAAAUCAGAUAGGUAAUAGCCAGUAUUUUUUAUUUUUAUAUUUUAAUAUAUUUAUAUUUCCCUACUCUGUAAGGUCAUGUGAUGCACCUGAAUGCUAACUAGAAUCAGAAUGGUGCAGUGUAGUUGCUCAUCACAUAGUUCUCCAAGUUAUCCUGAAACACACUUGUUAGAUCCAUUAUCAAUCUACUCAGAUCCACCAAGUUUUCUUUAGCACUUUCAUAGAAUGUUAAGCAUACAGCAGAGACAUGCAUCUUUAAACUUUUAAAAAGAUUUAGUUUAUCAAACCUUAAUUUAUUUUGUAUGUUUUCCCUACACAUCAAGUUAUUGCCUGUGUCAUUGUAUAUCUGAUUUUUAAGAUCAUUUUUCACUAUAUCAUAUAUGCUAGUUGGAAGGGUGACCUACCUUAUUUAUUAUUACUAGAGUAUGAUUUUACAUUCCUUUCAUUAAUAGUAAUACUACCUUUUCUCUUAUGGUAAGUCAAGGAACACAAGUCUCAGUUUAUAUGAAAGAGCUAUAAGCUUGUAUGGGAAUUUGAUUGUAUAUUGCAAAGUUAAAGAACGCCUCACCAGUCUGAGGGUACAGUUUAUCUGUUGCAUUUUAAAGCUGUUGAUCCACAUCCAUAUUGCCCAGCCAGCCAUUGUUGAAGUUAUGUGAUUCAGCACAUUUUUGAGAAAGCGUGGCCUAACUAAUUUGUUGUAAAUUUGAUCAUUUAGAAUUUUAAUCCGGUAGUUCAAUACUUAGUUUUGUAGGCUCUUUGAGUUCCAGCGAUCCAAAUCAAAAUAUGAAGAAACUAAUAUAGCUUGCUUAUAUACCAAAUUUUUGGGGAAUUCUUGUACACCGAAAUAAAUAGCUUGCAGUUGUUUAUUUCAACAACUGUUUUGAGGUAUAGAUAUAUGCAUAUUUUUAUGAUGUAAAAAGUUGAGAAUCACAAAAAAUUGAGGUUUUAAAAUUGUUUUGAUUUUCCACCACACUUUACGUUAUUUCAGUUGUUUUAUAUUAGUCUUGGUGAUGGUGAUUUAAGGAUAGAAUUCAGUCUUUUAUAUAUAACAUUGCAAAAUGUUUACUUUUUCAUUUGAAGACUCAUCGAAAUUUUGAGCAGAUCAAAAGUCACCUUGAUCACAAAAAAAAACUAGUCAUUUGGACAAGCUAGUUCCCAGUUUGACUUCUGUUCUGUGAAUUUAUUAAUCUCUGAUGAAUGUGACACUUAAGCAACCAAAGAUUGCAUCAGGAGAAAACUGACAGGGGUUCCUAGUUCUUAUUGUUGCCUUUUCAUUAAAAGUAUGACAAUUUGAAUGUCUGGUAUAUUAUUGAGAUGUUCUCACUGAUUCAAUAGCUGGUUGAAACUUUGCUGUCCAACAUCCACAUGUGAAUAUGAUACCAGUAUUACAAGUUGGGGUACUAUUAUAUCUGUGCAGUUACCCAAGCAAGAGGCAGCAGCUGAUUAAGAUAGUUCUUUUAUAUUAAAUAAAUAUAUAUAUUUAUAGCAUAAUUAUUCCAAAAUUCACAGAACUAUUUAUUCUAAUCAAGAAAUCUUGAAAGGAUUAUUAUAGUUAUAUUUCCUCUUUGCAUGCUUUAUCUAUACAUUUUCUUAAUGAAACAGAGUGAUAUUCUUGUAAAUUAUUUUGAGGUAUGAUUUGUUCAAAUGUUGAUUAGUCCUGAAUAUUACUUACACUUCUAAUACAAGCUAAUAUAGUGAGGCAAUACCAAUAAACUAAUGUUUUAUUAAUUAUAUGUUCAGUAUAGUGAAAUUGCUGAAUAUUAGCACAAUGUGAUUUGUUUUCUAUUUAAAAUCUAUGCAAAAUGUUGGCAAGUUUUUAUAGGAAGGUUUUGAUGAGUAUGGAUUAACUGAUUCCAGUGGUGAUUAAAGCCUUAAAAAUGAAGGCAAUUUGUCAUGAUCUGCCUAACAAGGUGGUGAGUACAGAUUCUGUAAUAAUUUUCAGAAUAAUUGAAUAGUUCCUCCAAGGAGAAAUAUCUGAUGGAAAGAAGAAAGGAAAAGUGUUGAUUUGAAUUCCAUGAACCACUAUGACAAGCUGGGAUAAUUGGGUACAUGCCUUUAUUUUGUGACAUGUCUUUCUAAAUGAUUAAAGAUUUCAUAUUAUGAAUUGCAAAUUAGCAUAACUUAACUUAAGAAUCAGUAAAUUCAUUCAUAUAUCAUAUGUAAAUAAUCAUUUACAUAUAUUUUUGUACUUAUUGUGCUGUUGAAAACUUAACCUUCUGAAAAUGAUACCUCAGACGAUACUGAAAGCAUUUUAUGUAGUACAGUAGUUUAUUGUUUUUAACAAUUUUAAAUUUCAGAUUAAUGUUUCUCAUAUGAUCCAGCUUUUGUUUAAAAUAUGAAUGAUUCGCUGAAAGAUCCUAUUAUAAAAUAAAAAUAAAGUAUAUGCUCUGGU
Molecule: messenger RNA, 5838 nt
Organism: Hypanus sabinus (Atlantic stingray)
Lineage: Eukaryota; Metazoa; Chordata; Chondrichthyes; Myliobatiformes; Dasyatidae
Gene: tlcd4a
Product: TLC domain containing 4a
Exons: 8
Coding region: 571-1350 (259 amino acids)
Biological process (GO): lipid homeostasis
Cellular component (GO): endoplasmic reticulum; membrane
Source: RefSeq, a predicted model, not a curated record